AUGCCUGGUAAUCUCAACGUCAAAAAGUCAUGGCAUCCUGGAUUGCUUAAGAACCAGGCUGCAGUGUGGCAACGUGAACAAGACGCUUUGGCGGAGCGCAAAAAGAUUUUGGAACGUCAAAAGGAAAUUCGCCAGGAGCGAGAGCGCAAUGAGCUACUUGCAUUACAAGAAGCAGCCACUGGACAAAAACGAAUUCAACGGAUGGAGUGGAUGUAUUCCGGGGUAUCUUCGGCUGGUGGAUCUGGGAAAGCAGCUGAUGAAGAAGAAGAAGCAGAAGAUUAUUUAUUGGGCAAGCGAAGAAUCGAUGAAAUGUUUCGAAGAGAAGAAGAAGAAAACAGUGUUAAAAGAGAUAAGGUGGCGGAACGAUUUGCGGCUGUUGGCGGGGAUAAAGAGGAUGUGGUGAAGGAUUUAGGCCAAAAGGACCGAGAGGAUCCUAUGACUGCCGUACGGAUGAGGCAGCAACGGCCGGUGGUCAAUGGUGGUGGCAGUGGUGGUGGCAGUGGUGGUGGCAGUGGUGGUGGCAGUGGCGAUAAGUCCAGAAGGUCCUCACAACAGGAUUCGAGAGAGACAGGACGAUAUGAGGAAUCUCGGUCUCGGCGGUAUGAGAAAUCUCGGUCUAAAUAUUCUGAUGAGUCUCGAUUAUCAAGGCAUUCUAAAGAUUAUUCUGAUAGACACAGUCACAGCAGCAGUCACCGGCCUCGGCGGGAUCGCAGUGUCAGUCCACAGCGGGGAGGGUCCGGUUCUAGACGGAGCCGUGACAGAAGCGCGAGUCCGCGAGUACGAAGAAGUCAUUCAAGACGUGAAUAUGAUGAUUACUACGACAGAAAAAGUCACCGGGGUUCUAGUCCAUCUCAACGAGAAAAAGAACGGAAAAAAUAUUCACGACAUGAUUCGAGCACUAGCCCCCGAAGACACCGAAGGGAAUAUUCUCGCAGUAGUCCUAGCCCACCUUUGCCAUCCGGGGUUUCUGGUAACAGACGGCAUGAGAAAUUGUUUUUGGGGAAUGGGAAGAAGAGUGAUAGAAUGACGGAAGAGGAACGUGAAAGGCGGUUACGCGAAAUGCAAGAGGAUGCUAAGACAAUGGAACAAGCGCGGGCAUUGCGGGUAGAUGCUGCACGGGCUGCAGAUAAAGAAGAAGAGCAACGAGAGGCUCGUCAACGGUCUAAUGCGGGAAGUGGAGGGUCUCAGUUUUUGACCAGUACAAGAAGCAGCCUUUUAGAUAGGUAA
This is a messenger RNA of Magnusiomyces paraingens, 1227 nucleotides long. RefSeq lists its product as uncharacterized. The transcript has a single exon. Gene Ontology annotation, biological process: mRNA splicing, via spliceosome. Bases 1 to 1227 code for a protein of 408 amino acids. Gene Ontology annotation, cellular component: U2-type spliceosomal complex. The record is from RefSeq and is a predicted model, not a curated record. NCBI's taxonomy places the organism in Eukaryota, Fungi, Ascomycota, Dipodascomycetes, Dipodascales, Dipodascaceae.